This is a messenger RNA of Armigeres subalbatus, 1112 nucleotides long. RefSeq lists its product as uncharacterized. The transcript has 2 exons. The record is from RefSeq and is a predicted model, not a curated record. The coding region runs from base 298 to 1053 and encodes 251 amino acids. Lineage: Eukaryota; Metazoa; Arthropoda; Insecta; Diptera; Culicidae.
AGUAUCACCGAAUAGGUCUUCCGUUAUCUGAAUCAAUUAGUGCUGGGGAGAUAUGAUACCUGAUUGAUACCACAACGGAAGAUGAACCGACAUCUAAGAACGUGCUUUGAUUGCUUUAUGACGAUAAUUUAACUGCUGAUGGGCCCCCAUUGGUGGGAUUUUGUAUUGGUCAAGUUCCGCUUUUAAUUGAAGGGUGCGACAUUGACCGCUUAGGCAUUUGGUAUCCGGAACUAGUGGCGAGUGGACGUUAAAUUCAAAGAAACUCAGCAUAUUUAGUAAAAAAUCUGCAUUAGGAUAAUGAAGUUUGUUAUUCUUGGAGUAUUGGCUUGUAGCCAGAUCAUCCUUUCGAGUCCGGUAAACAGCCCUUCGGCAACCAGUGAUGAGACCGCGCAACCCAAAAUCGAGGACGAACUACUCGUCCUGACCGAAUUUAACCAGCUGUUCAACCAGCUGCAUUACGACGUGAACUACAAGCUGCGCAUCUACCGCAUGGACCACUCGCGCGACCUGAAGAACCUCAACGCACAGUUUAUCUCCCGCUAUGCAUUCGUCAUCACCGACAUUCAGCACCGGAAGCAGGAGGCCAAGGACGCCAUUUUGCAGCACGCCCUGGACAUCGGAGACACCCAGAACCCGUGCAUCGUGGAGAAGAACGACGAAGCGAUCCGCCGAGCCACCCAGGCCGCUAGCGACUUAAGUGUGCUGGGGGAAAAGGUCUACGGCGACUUGGCAACAAUCACGAAGGUCUUUUUCUACCCGAUCGUGAAGGGCCAUCAGCAAACUUCAAACGCGCUGCAGCCGACUGUACUCGACAAACUUUCGACGAACAACGCUGUGACGGGACUGCAGCUGUUGCUUGCCGAUUUGGCCUUCAAAUACAUGGCCAACGAGGACAUAGUCGACCAGGUGGUCGCUAGCUUGGACAAAGAGCUGGAGGCUUUCCAGGAAACCAUCAACUCGUUACGCCGUUGGGCUUUCGAGGAAGUUGACGAAAUUGGCCGAAACUAUGUGUUCAACAUGGAGCAACUUAUAACCGAUGCGUUGGCCUGUUAGAUUAAGAUGAAGUGGGACUAUGGUCAAGAUGAUUAGCUCAAUAAAAGUACCAUUUAUAA